AUGGAUCAUAUCGAUAUUAAUAAUGAUAAUAAAAAGGUUGUAAGGAGUGUAUCGAAUGUAUCAAGUUCAUCUUCUCAAUCAUCAAUGAAACGUUUCGGUGGUACUGAAGCAUCGACUUACUCUUCGGAUCACGAUCACGAACACGUUAAUCAUGAUCUCAAAGUUGGACAGAUUGUCAUUCGUUCAGACUUUGCCGAUGCCUCUGCUCAACAACAAGCCAAAAUCAUCUUGGAACGUUUCAACGAGGGUAUCAAGAGUUCUGCAUUUACUGACAAUCCAUUAUUGGGUCGUGCACUCGAUAGAGUUGAUAUUUCUUAUUUUGUUUUGGGUCAUCGUAAUCAAGUUGCUGAACUUUUCGAUCCACGUGGUGAGCGUUUCAGUACAGUUUAUUCUGCUGAUCCAACGGUGAACAUUAAAUAUAUUGGACCAAUCUUAAAGACUGCCAAAUACUAUGGUGCUUACGGUAAGCAUGUACUCCAAGUUCCACCAGGUCACUACGCCAAGGCUUUCACCAAGAACAGACCAGUCCUCUACGGUGAAGGUCCACAUGUAAUCAUCGAUCCAACAUUCCAAUUCGAUGAGAGUGCCUUCGAGAACCAAAACGAACCAUACAUCUCUCACUCAACCAUCAACAUUCUCAGAGUUCCAUCCGGUAAACUAGCUAAAGUUUGGAUUGGUACUCAACCAUAUAUCUUUGAAUCAAGAAGAGAACCAUAUGUUGUUGUUGAUGCACAAUUUAAAUUGGUACAAAAGGAAUCAAAGAAGGAUGACAAAUCUUCGAUGUUUUACGAUGCCACUGAACCAUAUAUCUGUCAUGGUUCAAUUAAACGUUUGAUUCCUCAUACUGGUGAGGUUGCUGUUACUUAUAACAAUGGUAUUUUGACUAUCAUUCCAACACCAAAGGACGAUAAGCCUGUGAUUAUCGAUUCUCCAACACAUAAUUUCGAGGGAUUCAUCUCGACUGCCCUCCAAACUUGUUUGUUCCCAAGUAAAGAAACCAAGCAAUCUGCUUACAACGACAAUAAACAUGCCAGCUCUGACGAGAUUAAUCUAAAGAUCUUCCAGACUCGUGAUUCGCUCAGAGUCGGUGUUGUCUUGGUAGUCGCAUUCAAGAUUGUCGAUCCAGAACUCGCCAUUACCAAGCUCGGUAAAGAAGGAAUCAUCAAUCACAUUGAGAACGUAUCUUUUGCCGACAUGGGUAAAGCAAUUCAGUUGUCAACACUCCAAGAGGUGAUGUACUUUACUCAAACCAAACCAGGUCAAAAGUCGGAUGACAAUGCAAUCCAAACCAUUCAGGAUCGUGUUAAAGCUCAUUUGGCAAGAGAUCUCGGUGAAUAUGGUAUCGAGUUGGCACGUCUACAAAUAGAAACCAUGAAAGUUCUUGAUUCAGAGAUUGCCAAGAAGUUGGCUGGACAAUCGGUGACCUCCGCAGAAUUCACUACCAAACAAGCUAGUUUGGCAAAGGAGUACGAUAUCAAGACUACCGAGGCACGUCUCAAAGCAGAGACUGACAACAUUGCACUUGCACAACGUGGUCAGGCACUUAUCGCCGAAGCUCAGGCUAAGCUCUCAUCAGCCCAGAAAGAAGCAGAGGCACUCCUCGUCAAAGCGGAAGCCGAACGAAAGGUAUCGGAGCUCAGCGGUGAACUAUACAUCAAGUAUCCUGCUCUCUUUGAAUUGGAGAUGGCCAAGAUCAAAGCACAAGCCAUGCAGAAUGCAACUAUCUACAUUACACCAGCCGAUAAAUCUUAA
Heterostelium album PN500 is the source of this 1752-nucleotide messenger RNA. RefSeq lists its product as uncharacterized. Lineage: Eukaryota; Evosea; Eumycetozoa; Acytosteliales; Acytosteliaceae. The transcript has 4 exons. The record is from RefSeq and is a predicted model, not a curated record. Bases 1 to 1752 code for a protein of 583 amino acids.